This is a messenger RNA of Monomorium pharaonis (pharaoh ant), 9048 nucleotides long. Its product is annotated as stAR-related lipid transfer protein 13-like. Lineage: Eukaryota; Metazoa; Arthropoda; Insecta; Hymenoptera; Formicidae. The transcript is spliced from 7 exons. The coding region runs from base 4297 to 5892 and encodes 531 amino acids. Gene Ontology annotation, biological process: actin cytoskeleton organization; regulation of Rho protein signal transduction; signal transduction. Gene Ontology annotation, molecular function: lipid binding; GTPase activator activity. The record is from RefSeq and is a predicted model, not a curated record.
CGCCGGCGGGGGUAGGUGCAUGGUGACGAUUUCAUCGGAGAAGGGUGGGCGAGCGACGUUUAGACACUUAUGAGGUGUUAUAAACAAGGGUAGCAUGCGCUCGUGAGAAAAUAUCGGUGGCGCAUAAUAAUUUGGACGAUUCUUAUUGUUUAUGUCGUUUACGUCUUCUUUUUCUCUCGCCUUCUUAUUCGGUACUAUCUGGAUUAAAAGUAAAUCUGAUAACAUUGCAACGCAUAAUUGAACAUAUUGCGAUAUGUUUUACUAUUCCAUAUCGCUUUCUUUCGCUUUAUCCCUCACUUGCUUGCGAUAUUUUUUAUUUAGAAAAAAAAGUAUAUGAAAUAAAAGAAUACGAAAUAUGGAAUUUACUAAACUCUUUUUAUUGUCGGAUUUUCAUGAUUUAGCGUCGACACAUCGGCUCUUGAAAUUUUUUUAAGUAAACGCUUUAUUUUUUAGUCUAGCGCCGGUAUUUCGGCCGCUCUUACAUAUAAAGAAUGUGCUUAGUGUAAAAAUGAAUGCACCAUUGUUAUCGUCAGACCUGGCUCGAAACUGCCUUCACAUGUUACUGACCCACUCAACAAUAAUUACUAUUGGAUCAACGGUUGACCACAUAUCGUUUCAAAGGAUUUUUAAUCGCUAUAAAAAAAGGUUUUUGCGUUUUUUUACGUUUAGAUAAAUCCUACGCUUCCCAGCUCAUGGCCUGUCGAUUUUUUUUAGUAGUUUGCUAAGACGUACACUUGUAUCCAGCAGAAGGCGUGAGUGGUGAAAUAUUAAAUAUUAUUUUAUUUUUUUCCGUGAAUUUAUGCGGGCGAGGUAUCGGUGCGUCUCGAUCAUACCGCGCCAGCGAAAAUAUAGAUAUUCCCUCAUCGACGCCGAGAAAUAUAAUACUAAGAGAGCCUAAUAUUAUUGCGCGGGCCUGUAGGCCAACAGGUAAUUUAGUAAUAGCGAUUGCUAGUUAAUAUAUAAAUACCUGUAACAAAUUUUUAAAAAUAAUUAUAGUUUUCUUUAGCCCCGGUUCCCACAGUCAGAUAUUCGCAUUUGCGGAUUUAUAAAUAUUGAAGAUACGAUGUGAACGCGGUUGCUCCGCAAAGUCGAUCGAUAUCACAACGAUGACUUGCUUGAUGAUCGCAGUCCAUUGGCAAGUACGGGACCGCGGGCGUUCUUGAUCUGAGGCGGCUUUUUGACAUGCCACCCUUAUUCGGAGAUGAUUAUGAAGAUUGUUGGCCUUAACGAAAAAUGUUUAUAUCAAUUUAUAAAUAUUUAUAAUCAAUUUAUAUCAUAUUUAUAAAAAUAUAAAAAAUGUAGUAAAAGAAAUAUAUACAUAUUUGCAAAAAUUAUUCUUAAUUAUUCUAUGCCUUUACUCACACUCAACGUAACAACGCCCGUACCAUCCAUCGCUCUCAUCCCUCCCGUAGGCUCUCACUCGCAUUCGUCGUUCCUACUCAUCGCACUCUCUCACUCGCACACAUUGUUCUUACCCAUCGCAUGCUCUCGCUCCCACACAUCGCGUACAUAUUCUCAUGCGCUUUCGCUCCUACUCGUACGCCGCCAUCUUUACACGUUCUCAGUCUCACUCAUGCAUAACACAGAUAAACGUGUAAACUUAAAAUUACACAGAAAAAACAUGUUACAUUAACACACUUGGAUUUGCAAUAUAGUGCGACUACCAGACGGAACGCGAUGGUGCCCCAUGUAUUAGCAAAGGAUUGUCACAUAAUGUUUUUACAGAUUUGCGGCUAGGUUAUACAUAUAUGAUUACGGGUUCACUCGUUUUAAUUGAGUGAGAAAUUUUACUUUAAAAAGUUUAUAGUAUACGUAAAAUUAUAUAUAAUUUUAUAUAUAACGUUGUAUGUUAUAUAAUUUUAUACACACGUAUUAUAUGUUCGACUCGUCCCCUCCACUGGGACCGGCUGUCUUACAGUUUUCAAACUUCUACUACAUAGGGUGCGUUCAAGAAGACGCUGUUAGCGCUACCAGCAUCAGUCUAUCUUUAUUACUUAUUAAAGGUAGAACAAGGAUAGCCGUCGCUACAGAGGGGCUGAAGAAUUAAAUGUAAGGGCCAAUCGCGAAAGAAUUAGUGAGUGCUCAGUGUACGAUUGGUUCUUGUUCUUGGUUCUUCGUCCCCUCCACAACUGUGUCUCUGUGACGGAAGCCUUCGAAUCGCUACCUCGGAUACGACUCCUUCUCUCGUUUUCUUACCACCUCUUCCUCCCCUCCGCCACUAUACGCUUCUUCCCUCUCUCAACCGCUCAUUUCUCUUCUAAUAUAAUCGUUGCACGCCGCUAGAUGAUCCGCAGAUCCUUCAGGUCGCUACCUAGCUCUGGAUGUUCUUCGUUUGGACGUUGAGUGCGAAGCGAACUUUGUAUAUUAAGUGAUUCCGUGAGUGAAUUCUGAACUGAGAACUGUUGCAAGUUCAUCGAAUUCGUCCCUGCUCAAGGAAACAUCAGCCGAGGACUGCACAGCCUCCACCUCAAAGCAGAAUCAGGACGAAAUUCAAAGAACCGAUACUGACCUAGGUAAAUUUGCCUCCAUCAAUCGUUUUCAAUGUCUAACAAGUAACUUAGAUUUACACGGAGAGAAUAUUCUACUACUUUUUAGAGAAGAGAACUUUAUUAAUUUUUUAGUAUGCUAAAUAAAUUUAGUGUGGUAAAAAAACCUAGGAAACAUUUAUACAUACAUUCAACCGAUUUCUAGAAAUAACCAUACCAAAAAUCAGUAAUGUCUUUUUCUUCUGUCGCGUUGCCAUUUCGCUUAUUCCUCUUUUGUUUCUUUUCUAAAUCUAAAUAGUAUUACUCAAAAAUCAUAAAUUAAUAAAACCAUGAUUUUAAUAAAACUAUAUUUAAAACAUUUAUUUAACUAUAUAGAAACAUUUUUAAACAUAUACAUACUUCUUAUAUCCAUGUUUUUUGAAUAAAAUAACGAUUAUUUACAUUAAUUGGCAUGGUAACAGAUUAAGUUUUAAAGUUUGCGGUAUUGUUGGUUUAUAUCUCAAUUGUCAAUUGAAAUUUUUGAUAUAAAUUUAAUCUAAAAUUAGAAAAAGAUGUAUUAUUUAAUAUUUUUGUCAAAUAUAUUUUCUAAAACACGACAAAAUUGGAAUAUUAGUUACUAAAAGUUGGUAGUUCAGAUUCUCCAGUGAAACUGGACAGACAAAAGACUUUUUUUCCUCUGGUUUUAUACCUAAGACCCGACGCUUCUCCAAUAUUCUUUUGUUUCUUUGUGCAAGCAGUGAAAUUGCUUGCCCCGGAGAAGGUUGUCGAAUUUUUCGUUAAUAUUUUUCGGCUAACCGCCUUAAGCGUCUCUUACCCUUUCCAGUACGUCCACUACCUGAUCAUACAGGUAGUACUUUUCGUCGGUUAACGCAUGUUUCUCCGAGUCGGAGUUACCGCCUGAGCUUAGUAAAAAGAAAAUUUAUUGCACCUAUUCAUUACUUAUUUUAUUUCCUUUAUUUUUUUUUCUUCUUCUUGGGGAUUAAAUAAUAUUGUAUAAAAAAAUAUUUCUGUGUAAUCUUACAAAAUACUCGCUCAAUUUUAUAUAAAUUAAUUAUUUUGGUCAAAUUUACAAAUAUAGAAAAUUAAUUAUUGAGAAACGUUUCAAAUAUUAUAAAAUGCAAUUGGAUCAUAAGAUGAAAUAAAACAUGUGUUUUAAUUUUCUUAUUCGUAUUUAAGCCUUAUAUGAUAAAAGUAUGAGGAAAAUAAAGCUAGAUUAUACACAAAGAAAAUUUUAUUAUAAAAGUUACCAUGGUAAAUAAUAAAAACGGACCAAGCAAGUAAUUAUGAAAAUUUUUACUAUUUUUUUCAUUAAUUCAUCAUAGUAUUUACAAUAUAUAUGGUAAUUUAGCUACAUCGUACUAUUAAAUUUUUUCUGUGAAACGGUACAAACAAUACGUCAUAAAUCUUCGGAUAUAAUAUAUAUAUAUUUUGCUUUCAUAAAUAAAUUUUUUUCUAACAAAUAAAUAUCGAAGAAAACGUUAUAAGAUAUUUGGUUCUCAAUACUUUGACUUUUUUCUCUCAGUGUGCAACAAAUACGAUUGAUACGACGGAUAUUUCUGACACUAUCAAAUAUCGCUGCGCUGUACUUUUUCGUUUACGUAAAUACGCGUGUAAGCGCAAUACAUUAUCUUAUAGCACGCAAUAAUCGGCUAAGUGCAAAAUGAAAAUUGACGAUUUUUCAUUGUGCUUCUGUUUCAGACUAUUGAUUGACGUUUCCGGGCGUAGCCAUCCUUUUUCGAGGGCGACUCGCAGCAGCUAGAGCCUUUGCCAGCAUCCGCACGUUUUUAAUUUAAUAAAUAAUUGCGCCAAUAUGAAACUCGACGCUUAUCACACGCAUUACAGUACGAGUCACAGCAAAAGCAGUGGCGGUGGUGACGAAUUGUGUCCUAGAGCGAUGGCUUCCGUGUCGUGCGGACAACUUUUGGUGCUGAGGAAGCUGGCACUGAUGAAACUGACGGCGUGCAUGGAACGACAUUGUCCAACUCAUCGCACUGGCUGGAACUGGCAACUUCCGAAGUUUAGGAGGAAAAUUAAGUCGCCCGAUUACAACGACAAGGCAGUUUUCGGAGUGCCGCUUUUAUUAUCUCUGCAGAGAACUGGUCAAGCAUUACCAAGCUGCAUUCAGAUCGCCCUAAGAUGGCUGAGAGCUAACGCUAUAGAUCAAGUGGGCAUUUUUAGAAAGAGCGGCGUCAAAUCUAGGACACAAAAUUUGAAAGUCAUGAUGGAGACCGAGGGGGAUAAUGUUAAUUUUGACGGGCAGCAGGCAUUCGACGUCGCCGAUCUUCUGAAACAAUAUUUCAGGGAGCUGCCGGAGGCUUUGUUAACAAACAAGCUCUCAGAGAUAUUUAUCGCCAUUUUCCAACAUGUCCCGGUGGAGUUACGACCUGAUGCCGUGCAGUGCGUCUUAUUGCUGCUUCCGGACGAGAAUCGUGAAGCAUUGGAGAUCCUGCUUGACUUUCUCAAUCACGUUGCCAGCAACUCGCCCUCCAAUCAGAUGACAGCCUCGAAUCUGGCUGUGUGUCUGGCUCCGAACCUGUUUCAUUUUAAACACAGCACGGAUGUGACGAACAGCGUGUCGCCACGUAGGCGAAAGACCAUGGGCAUUCCCGAUCAGCGGGAACUGUCGGAAAACAAAGCAGCUCACGACUGUCUUUUGUUUCUGAUCAAGAUGCAUCGUGAAUUAUUUAUGGUCUCGUCGGACAUGCUGUCGCUGUGUCACUUCCGCAUUAAGUAUGUGGAAGAAAUUUCGGUCGCGAUAGACGAACUCGGCCCGGAAAUGAAACAGGAUUGGAAGGGUUACCUAUACGCCUGCACCAUAGAGUUGCUGAAGGAAGUGGGAGAAAACAGAAGUUGCGAUUGGGUCACGGUAGACAGUCCUGCCGAUAACAGCGUGGAAAUGGCGUAUAAAAAGGUCGGCGACGGGCACCCGCUUCGUCUCUGGCGAGUGUCGACUGAAGUCGAAGCUCCGCCAAACGAAGUGUUGCAUCGUGUUCUAAGAGAAAGGUACACCUGGGACCCGCAACUGUUAACGUACAGACUGGUGACCAAGUUGGACACCAAUGCGGAGGUCGUUCAAUACUCCACCGGGAACAUGAGUCCUUUGCCCGCUCGAGAUUAUUGUGUAGUAAGAUCUUGGCUUAAUCUUGCCAAAGGUGCUUGCGUCAUUGAUGAAACAUCCGUGCAUCAUCCUGACGCUCCUGUCAUGCUCGGGGGAACUCGCGGCAUCGUUUUGGCCUCGCGUUAUCACAUCGAACCAUGUGACAGCGGCAAAUCCCGCAUUAUGCAUUUAACCAGAGUCGAUAUGAGGGGUCGCACACCUGAGUGGUACAGCAGAAGCUACGGGCAUAUCGCUGCUCUCCAUCUGAGCAAAAUUUGCAAUUCCUUCAAACGUACCACUGAUGGGUAAAAGAAAGUAAGGUUUGAGAAUCGAGUACCGUGCAACAGCCAUCGUUGCACGGAUCUGCCUUUCCUUCCUCCUCUUCGUCUCACACUACAAGUAGUACUCGUCGAGCAGCAUUAUGACCAAAGGAUCCUAAAGGACGUACUACAAGUCCACCCUACCAUCGACGACGAAUAAUCGGUCAGUGCAAUCAGCAAUCAAAACCCACCGAUGUCGUCGGUAACUUUAUUCAGUAACUGUUUUUAAAUUCAACAACCUAUUUUAUUGUAUAAUAGUACAAUAGUACAAUUCUUCUCCGUAUGACGUUUGUAUACGGUCCAAGAAUCUUGCCGUCCGUUUGUCAUAAGAGUUUUGAAGAUGCGUGAUACAAAGAAUAAGAAUGAACAAGUUGCUCAGCAAUUUUAAUAAUGAAGAUGGCUUAGACGCGUCUAUCAGUAAAUUAACUAUUUUGGGAUACAAAGGACGACUCGUUAUUUUUGCAGUUUUGAUGCUGUUUUAAUGUUAUUUUGAAAAUUUAUAGAUUCUAUUGAAUCUCGACUUUGCAUUUGAACGCGAUUCUUGCAAUCGCAUCUUACUGCAGUUUUUUCUUUCUUUUUUUUUAAUAUGAUGGCAUUUUAAUGCUAAAAAUUGAAAAAUGGUCAAUAAACACUUUCAGUUGUGAGAUAGAAAAUGAACGUCAUUCGGUGUCUUCGAUAACUAUAUCUAUGUGUUUGUGAGAAUAACGACUCUCCAUGGAUUUAUUUUGUAUUGCUGCAAUUUCAUAUCUUUGAUAAAAAUAAGAGUAAAAAAAGAAUGUAGGAGCACGAUCAAAUAAGAAGUGAUAUUAACGAUAUUUUCUAAUAAGAAAUGACACUGACGAUAUUUUUCCGUAUCUUAAUCACCGAUACAACUUUCUGCAUAUAGUCAUUUUGGUUUUUACAAAUUAUGUAGAUUACAAAAUAUACACAUAUACACACAGCUGAAAUUGUUUAAAAGUUUAUUUUUAAAGGCUAAAAAUUCAUUAUUAAACUUUAUAUCAAUCAUUUUUCUAUAACGGAGACAAGAUCUCAAAAUAAACAAAUAAAUCUGUGGGACCAAGUUUUGUCGUGAUAAAGCCGCCACAGAAUAUUCUACAGAUACUUAAACUUAAUAGAAUACAGUCGUGUAUUAUAGAAGCUGUUGUUGUAAACGAAAUUGUAUCUAAGUUGACGUCGUUUGUACGUAACUGUUUGUGAUGACGAUAUAUAUUAAUCGAUUAACGUUUCCAUCAGUCGCCUAAAAAUGGGACAAAGCUUAAGAUAGGGUGCUGUCUUAAAGUACAAAUUUCACGUGAAUUUCGUAUAUUUUUUUUGGACCAAAUGCCAAUUUUUCUAGUCACAUAGCUUUAUCACGUUAAAGUAAUCGAGGAAUUUUCUUCCUCUCCUAUAAAUGUUGUCAUACGUAGACGAGCAAAUAUGUAAAUGUCGCAUACGCAUGUACAUCACGCGUGUCUAUUUAUAAUCGUGUUUGUUACAUGUAAAAAAGAAAACUACGCCAUUUCAGUGUCGAAGUUACACGAUACACUGUUGCGCCGUUUAAGUUGUUGUAAAAAAAAAUACAUAAUGAGAAUGCAGUCAACGUAAAAAUAACUUGUUAUAACUUUAGCUGUUUGAAAAAAUUGUGCCGAUUAUUUCUGUUUUCUUACAGCAUUAAAUGUGAUUUUAUUUCGUUUUUUUUAUUUAUUUAUGAUCGAAAUAAAAUAGUAGAAAUUUUCUUAUUUUUUGUGAAACUAAAAAAUUCCGCGUGCAGCGUUAUGUAAAUAAAGCAAUGCAGCUCUAGUAGUUAUUAUAGGUUUAUCGUCGAAUCAUGAUUGCGAUUGUUUAAACAAUGUGAUUUUGAGUAAAGCGUAAAUUUCCAAAUCUCGUUAAUUGUUCCAUCGUGCGAGUGCCGAACGACUUCAUUCAACGUAAGCAAUUGUCAUCGUACUCGUGUCUAUGUCAAGAGUUAAAAUGAAAAAAUGUCUGUCGCGAGGAACCAUCUCAUGGACGUAACAAAUAUAAUUGAAACGUGCAAAAGAUAAGAAAUGUAAGAAGAAAACAGUAGACUGAAAUGGUCAACAUACGCAUCAUUCAUUGCCAACGUGAGAUGUGUUGUGUCAAACGAGCAAAACUUUAUGUCGAAAUGAGACGAAUCGAAAAUAAUCAUUUGUUACGUCCAUGGUUCAGCUUUGUUUGGAUCCCAAACAGAAAGAUGACCUGCGUAAUAAGAUGCACCUCAUCGAAAUGAAAUGUACUCUAAGUGUAUUUUAAUUUAAUACUAGUCACUUAAUACUAGUCACUUAUAUUAUAGAGAAUUAUAGAUUGUGGCAAAUAGAUUUCCAUUAUACAACGUAGCGCCGAGAAUAUGUAAAAUAUUAUUAAUUACUAUUAUAUAUAUUAUAUAUCGACGUUGAGCAAUUAUACAAAUAUAUCAUAUUUUUGUGUAAAAAAAAACGCCAGUAGAAACGCGACGACCGAAAUGGAGAAAUGCAUUGUCAGCGUUUGUUCAUAUUUGUAACGAUAUAUGAACGUCUUUAAUUCUUGUAAUCCGUUCCAUUAGAAUGUAAAUAUGUAUAUUAAAUAAUAAUAAGCAAUACACAAAGUUAUAUAUUUAUUAAGCAACUUCCUAUUCUAAUGAUCCGCCUUCAUUACUUCUCUUUAUUACAGGUUGUGUGAGUAUUCUCAUUUUCUUAGUGUUUCUCAGCGGUUUAUCAAUCACUCGAAUCACUUUUAUUCAAAUUUCUUUCACAUUGAUAACCAGUUGCAUUCGCAUUGUUUAAUCAAUAAUUCGUGUUACCAUGGACGAUUCGUUCUGACGUUCAGGCUUCAGGCCUGCUUUUAUUAGAUGAAUAUACGUUGGAUGUUUAGUUCAUCGUGGUUCCUUGUGACAAUUUGUACUUGCACGAGAAGCAUUUAUUUCGACGUUCAAAUUAAAUAAAUAACCAUAUUCAUUGUCUCAAUAAAAAAUCUCAAGUUGACAAAUAUAUUAAAUUGCAAGGGUAAAUAUUCUAAUUACAUUAUCUUAAUCGAUAUCAUCUUUUCCCAAUCAUCUUUUACCAAUAAUUUUCUGGCUAAUUAAUUUUUUAUUUGCAUUUACAGAAUUAAAAAUCCUUCUCCAGGAUUAAAGUAUAGACAAUAACAAAGACGGGUCGUAACAAUUUUGUAG